AUGAGGCCGUGUUUCUACGCGCCGGACGUAGAACUUUGCGAUAUUGUCGAUCAUCUUACCAAAGAAACAGACAAACAGUGCAGUGGUAGAAACGCGCUCGUCGAAGCUGCAAGAUUGGCUAGGUCGUCCAUUAAACCAUUAUGCGAAUGCGAAGCUUGCACACACGGGGCACUCGUCAUCCCUGGGGGGUUCGGCGCUGCUAAAACGCUGAGCGAUUUCGCGGAAAAAGGUGCUAAUUGCACCGUGCAUCCUGAUUUAGAGAAACUUAUCGAAGAUUUCUAUUGUGAGAAAAAGCCAAUCGGGUCGAUCUGCAUAGCCAGUGUUCUAAUCGCUAAAGUGUUAAAAGGUGCUAAAAUUACACUGGGAAAAGAAUCACCGAAAGAAGACUGGCCGUACGCUGACGCUAUUGAAAAGGCUGAAAAUAUGGGAGCCAAGAUAGAAUUGAAAGGAGUGAAGGAUGUAACUCGAUGUAAAAAAUACAAUGUUUUCAGUACACCAGCCUGGAUGUAUAAAAACGCAUCUUACGCAGAAAUUCACGCAGGCAUUGGGAAAUUAAUCACUAUGUUAGGAAAAUGUAUUAAUCAAUAA
Molecule: messenger RNA, 588 nt
Organism: Colletes gigas
Lineage: Eukaryota; Metazoa; Arthropoda; Insecta; Hymenoptera; Colletidae
Product: glutamine amidotransferase-like class 1 domain-containing protein 3A, mitochondrial
Exons: 3
Coding region: 1-588 (195 amino acids)
Source: RefSeq, a predicted model, not a curated record